AUGGCAGAGGUAGCAGAAAUAGUUUUGAGCGAACAUUGUUCAGCCAUUGUAAUGAAUGAACUGCCAGAGAAGAUGGGUGAUCCAGGCAAUAUAACUUUGCCUUUCCAAUUUGGAAACUUGAUUACCACUCAUGCAUUGGCUGAUUCAGGGGCUAGUAUAAACAUUAUGUCAUACUCUUUCUUCAAGAAGUUAAGCAUUCCAGAACUAAAGCCUAUUCAAAUGACAAUCCAUAUAGCUUACAAAACGAUGACACAUCCAAGGGGAAUAUAUGAAGAUCUCUUAAUUAAAGUAUAUAAAUUGGUGUUUCCUGUUGACUUCAUAGUGUUGGAUAUGGAAGAGGACCACAAAGUCCCAAUCAUUCAUGGGCGACCAUUCUUGAAUACUGCUUGUGCCAUAGUUGAUGUGUGCGAAUCAAAACUUACUCUUAGGGUGGGGGAUGAUUUGUUUACUUUUGGAGCUGACCAAGAGAAUAAGCACUCAAAGUCUAGUGAUGAUGUGAUUGUUAGAUAA
Molecule: messenger RNA, 510 nt
Organism: Lactuca sativa (garden lettuce)
Lineage: Eukaryota; Viridiplantae; Streptophyta; Magnoliopsida; Asterales; Asteraceae
Source: RefSeq, a predicted model, not a curated record